This is a messenger RNA of Trachemys scripta elegans, 1820 nucleotides long. Its product is annotated as cell surface glycoprotein CD200 receptor 1-A-like. Gene Ontology annotation, molecular function: signaling receptor activity. Gene Ontology annotation, cellular component: external side of plasma membrane. The record is from RefSeq and is a predicted model, not a curated record. The transcript is spliced from 5 exons. Lineage: Eukaryota; Metazoa; Chordata; Testudines; Emydidae. Bases 250 to 978 code for a protein of 242 amino acids. Gene Ontology annotation, biological process: regulation of neuroinflammatory response.
GGCUCUCAGCGCAGGAAGCCUAGUGCUAUGAAAAGGCAGAGGAAGGAGCCUCUCCACCUCCAAGGAGCUAAUCAGUCAGGAGCAGGCGGAGUUGGGGUGGAGAAGAGGUGGGGAAGUGGACGAGGGAACAGAGACACUGGCUGGCAAGGACACGCUGUCACAGAGGGAAGCUCCCCACAUCUGCAGCUGGGCUUACAACAGGGUGGAUAGAGCGAGCGAGCUGUGUGAGCGAUUAAAGCAAAAGCUGACAUGAAUUGUGUUGGGAAGACUUUUUGUACCUUCGUUCUGCUCACUGUCACUGUGGCCGUGAUACCAAUGGAUGACAGAGUAUCUAAAAUAGCUGGUUCCAGCAUUAAUCUGAACUGUAGUAACGUUUCAAUGGUGGAUCUGGUAGCAGUAAUAUGGACGAUAAGACCAAGGACUGGAAAUCACUGCCAACUGGCAUAUAGACGUGAUCUGAACAAGACAAACAGAACAAACUGCAGUGAGAGAAUGGAUUGGAAAUAUAGUCCUGAAACUGAUAGUGCACUUCAGAUACGGCAAGUGACACUCACAGAUGAGGGAUGUUAUAGCUGUGAAACUUUAACCAGCGAUGGAACUAUCAUUCGAACCUACACUCUGACUGUAUUAGUCCCUCCUGUGGUGACCUUGACCUGUGACAGUAAAGGGACCGCUGUGUGCAAGGCAGCUGCAGGGAAACCAGCUGCACAGGUCUCUUGGGACCCAACUGGAGAUCCCAGGACUGAGCUUGAAAAUCACACAAAUGGGACAGUGACUGUGCUCAGUAUAUACAGCUCCAAAGAGACUAGUAUCACCUGCCUGGUCUCUCAUCCGGCUUGGAACACGAGCCAAUCCAAGGAAUGCACAUCAGACAUGUUUCUUCAGUGUUUCGCCAUCUGUGCUGGUCUCCUGGGCAUCUUCUUCAUUCUGGUUUUCAUUUUCUUCUGUAAGCGCCACUGUGGCAGAAUUUGUUGUUAAUCCAAAAUCCCUGAGACUGCUCCUACACACAACAUGCAGGUAAGGAAGAGGAUGUAAGUCAAGAUGUCAGUAAAUCUGAGAUGUGCUGCCAAAGUAACUGGGAACAGUGUUAUAUUUUAAGGGAAGCUUUUGGCUCUCCCUGCUUUCUGCAGGUGCAAUAGUUCCACAAACCGUUGCUUGACAAAAGCAGGACAGAGUCCAUCUGCACUCUGAAUACCAAGAACAUGGAACAUGUAACAUGCGCUGUAGUGCACUGCCACAGUCAAGACUCAAACCCAAAAAGCAGCAGCUCUGAGAAUUCCCCCUGAUCAUGCCCCAAAGAGUGUUCUGAGUAUAGCUGUGAUACACCUAGUGGUUUUACAGCAAAGUGGCUGGAGGAGGGGGUUGUUUUGAAAUUUUUUCUUAUUGCUCUAAAUUUAGGCAUUUCUGCCCUCAGCACUGCAACAUCUAAUUGUGUGAGGAGCCCAAGUCUCAUUUUCAAAAGGCAUUUGGGCAUUUAGGAGCCUAAAUACGAUGAUUGUUUUUGCUGCCACAUCAUGAAAUCCUCAUUAGCAUAGAUUGGAACUUAAUCUUAUUUUGCAGCUUUAACCUGGGUUAUUAUUAUUUGUUACUUGUUUGCAAUAGAAGCUCUAGGCACCAACUGAGAUCAGGGCCCCAUUUUGCUCAGUAUUGUACGAAGACAUAGUGAGAGGCCGUCCCCAAAGAUCUUAUAGUCCAAAUAGAUAAGAGACAGAGCAUUGAUGAGAAAACAGAGGUGAAGUAAAUGUCUCCAGUUCACUCAGCAGGUCAGUGACAGAACCAGGCAUCAAUCCCAGUUUUGAGCCCCACUCCAUUGUGCUAGA